GAUUUUUCUUUCAAAUCCAGAAUGACAAUUGUGUUUUAACCAAGAUCUCGGUCAAUCACUAUUCGAUGGUUGGGAAGAAAGAAAAAUGGAGUUGAAUUCAAUCGAGUUACAAAAAUUAUUUUUUACAAAUUCAUCAUUUAUUCUUUAUGAAAACGGUUCCGUGCUUCUAGAAGGACUUUUUAUGAAAAUAUCGCAAUUGUGGAGAAAAUAAAUGCAAAUUAUUGAGUAAAUUCAUUAAAUAUAUAUCCUUGAAACUUAGAUUGUAUAAGGGAAAUAUCAAUAACAAACUUUAAUGGCUGCUUCUCGUGCAAGACGUUCAAAUGCCGGCAAUAGAAUAGCCAAGCUGCUAAACGAAGAGGAAGAAGAUGAAUUCUAUAAAACAUCCUAUGGUGGAUUCCAAGAGGAGGCGGAAGAUAAAGAAUAUGUGCAAAAGGAUGAAGAGGAAGAUGUAGUCGAUUCGGACUUCAGUAUAGAUGAAAAUGAUGAACCAAUCUCAGACCAGGAUGAGGAAGCGGGAAAGAAACGCAAACGAACAGGUGUUAAUACCAAAGCAUAUAAAGAACCAAAACCUGCCAAAAAGGAUGAAAAGUCUACAACGGGUCCUGCUAAAAAGAGAACCCCUAGAGCUGGGCGACGCAAAACACGUGCAAAAUUCACAGUUCACGAUUCGGCACGAAAGUCUAUACGUGCCUCGACAGCAAUUAAAACACAAGCUACAAAAAUUAGGCUUAAAGAAAUGGAUGAUGCUCGCAAGAAAAAGAGGAAAGUCGUACGGGUAGAGGAAUAUAUGCCAACACAGGAAGAGCUGCUAGAGGAGGCAAAAGUAACAGAAGAGGAAAACAUAAAAUCAUUGGAAAAAUUCCACAAAAUGGAGUUGGAAAAGAAGAAAACUAGACCCUCUAAGCGAGUGUUUAAUGGUCCCAUGAUACGAUAUCAUUCUAUGACCAUGCCAGUUGUGCGUAAACAAACAAGAGGCUCCUUGGCACCUAACGAUCCAAAUGAUCCCAAGAAUAAAUGUGAGCGUACAUUUAUUUCCCUGGAAAGUGAUUUGGAUGAGAAAGUUUUUCACAAUAUAUUCAAAUCAAAGAAACUAACAAGAAAUACCCCUUAUGUAUGCCCCAUCACAAAAUUACCGGCGCGCUAUUUGGAUCCCGUCACCCAGCAACCUUAUUAUAGUAUACAGGCUUUCAAAAUCUUACGCGAAGCCUAUUACAUGCAAUUAGAAGAACGGGGCAAUGCUGACAAUCCCGAAAUGCAAAAAUGGAUGGAAUGGCGCAAGAUGGUUAAAGAAAAUCGUCUAAAGGCUAUAGCAAAUAAAUUAAAUUCUUAGUUUUUAAUUAUA
Stomoxys calcitrans (stable fly) is the source of this 1342-nucleotide messenger RNA. RefSeq names its product vacuolar protein sorting-associated protein 72 homolog (gene YL-1). NCBI's taxonomy places the organism in Eukaryota, Metazoa, Arthropoda, Insecta, Diptera, Muscidae. The record is from RefSeq and is a predicted model, not a curated record. Gene Ontology annotation, biological process: chromatin remodeling; regulation of DNA-templated transcription. Gene Ontology annotation, molecular function: ATP-dependent H2AZ histone chaperone activity. The transcript is spliced from 8 exons. Gene Ontology annotation, cellular component: nucleus. The coding region runs from base 293 to 1330 and encodes 345 amino acids.